Messenger RNA from Dromiciops gliroides (monito del monte), 9379 nucleotides. It is a transcript of the gene COL7A1, whose product is annotated as collagen type VII alpha 1 chain. The transcript is spliced from 119 exons. The record is from RefSeq and is a predicted model, not a curated record. Gene Ontology annotation, molecular function: serine-type endopeptidase inhibitor activity; protein binding. Lineage: Eukaryota; Metazoa; Chordata; Mammalia; Microbiotheria; Microbiotheriidae. The coding region runs from base 73 to 8877 and encodes 2934 amino acids.
GACUUUUCUCCAGCAGAGACGGGCGGCGGGGGCAGCCGCAGGACGGAGCUGGUCCUGCCGAGCCCUGGACAGAUGAACAGCUCCAGGAUGAGGCUGUGGCUCCUGCUCACUCUCCAGGUCUUAGGAGUCCUGUUCGAGCCAGUAAAAGGCCAGGGAGAGAGAGGUCGAGUGACCUGCACCAACCUCUAUGCCGCUGACAUCGUCUUCCUGCUGGAUGGAUCCUCCUCCAUUGGUCGAAACAACUUUCGAGAAGUCCGGGCCUUCAUGGAGGGGCUGGUGCUUCCUUUCACUGAGGUCAUAGGGCCUUCUGGUGUCCGCUUCAGUGUGGUGCAGUACAGUGAUGAUCCACGGACUGAGUUUGGCCUGGAUACCUACGGUUCUGGUAAUGAUGUGAUCCAAGCAGUGCGGGAGCUCUCCUACAAGGGAGGAAACACUCGCACUGGGGCUGGAUUCCGACACGUCGCAGACCAUAUCUUUCUGUCUCGGCUUGCCAGGCCUGGUGUCCCCAAGGUCUGCAUCCUCAUCACUGAUGGGAAAUCUCAAGACCAGGUGGAUGCCGCAGCUCAGAGGCUGAAGGGACAGGGGGUGAAGGUGUUUGCAGUGGGGAUCAAGAAUGCUGACCAGGGAGAACUUCGCAGGGCAGCCUCGGAGCCACCGGAUGUCUUCUUCUACUUCGUCAAUGACUUUAGCAUCCUCAGCACCCUGCUGCCCCUCGUGUCCCGUCGCGUCUGCACCACCACGGGGGGCACCCCCCAGAUUGUGCCCCCAGAGGGUCUCCCCUCUGGUCCCCGAGAUCUGGUGCUAUCACAGGCAAGCAGUGACUCCCUCUUGGCUGAAUGGACAGCAGCUAGUGGUCCUGUGGUCAGCUACAAGGUGCAGUAUGUCCCUCUCAUUGGGCUAGGACAUCCUGUGCCUGACCAGCGGCAGGAGGUGACUGUGCCUGCAGGGGAGACGCAUGUCCGGCUGCAAGGUUUGCGGCCACAGACCAAGUACCUGGUGACAGUGGUUGCCCAGUAUGCCAACAGUGUUGGGGAGGCUGUCAGUGGGACUGCCCAGACCUCUGCACUGGAGGGGCCCAUGAUCUCCAUCCAGAAUGCCACAGCCCACACUCUCCUCGUGGCCUGGCGGGAUGUGGCUGGAGCCAGUGGUUAUCGAGUGACCUGGAGGAGUUUAGAGAGUGGGUCCUCCCAGCAGCUGGACAUUGGCCGGGGCCAAACUUCUGCCCUUCUAAAGGGCCUGAUCCCAGACACAGAAUACGUGGUGACUGUGACCCCUAUCCAUGGCAGGACACCAGGGCCCUCUGCAUCACUGACAGCCCGAACGGAAGUGGGCAUUGUUCAGAGCUUACAGACGGUCAUCUUGGGCCCCACAUCCAUCCAUGUAUUCUGGACUCACAUCCCUGAGGCCCAGCGCUACAGGCUGGAGUGGAGACGAGUGAGCGGCUCAGAGCCAACACAGACGGUGGUGCUGGCCUCGGAUGUGACCAGUUACCAGCUUCAGGGGCUGCAGCCGGGCACCGAGUACCGGAUCACACUCUACACCCUGUAUGAGGGCCGUGAAGUUGCUACGCCUGCCACCAUCUCUCAAACUGUGCUGGAACCGGCCCCCGGCCCAGUGUCUGAUUUACGAGUAGCUGAAACGUCACCAUCCAGGCGACUGGUCAGAGUGGUCUGGAGCUCUGUGCCCGGUGCCUCUGGCUAUCGUUUUGUGGUGCGCAAUACACAAGAUGGCUCUGAGAAGACCCAGAGGCUUCCUGCUGAGCAGACAAGCUUUGAGCUGGACAGAGUCCAGCCUGGUGUGAGCUAUGUAGUGCGUGUGUCAGCCCUGGCCGGAAACCGAGAAGGCACACCUGGCAUCCUCACUAUUCGGCUUGACCCUGAGCCUGUGCCCAGGGUCCCCAGACUUCGAGUGGUAGCGUCAGAGCCAGGCCGGGUCCAGGUGUCCUGGGGCACGGUGCCUGGAGCUAGCGGUUACCGGUUGAGCUGGCGGCUGAGAGAUGGCCAGGAGUCUUCCCGGACCCUGCCAGCAGACACCACAUCCUUUGACAUUGGGGGACUGCGGCCAGGGGCCACUUAUCAAAUUUCAGUGUCUGCCCUACGGGGUGCUGACCAGGGUCCCCCCUCAGUCCUCACCAUCCUCACAGACUCUCCAGGAGCCGUGUCUGGUCUUCGUGUGACUCAUACCGGGAGCUCAUCCGUCAGGAUCACCUGGACGGGCGUCCCAGGAGCCACUAGCUACAGGAUCUCUUGGCACUCAGGCAGAGGGCCAGAACAAUCCCAGCUAGUCCCUGGGGAAGCUUCAACAGCCAAACUGGAUGGGCUGGAGCCAAACACAGACUACACAGUGAGAGUCACAGCCUUGGUGGGCAGCUUGGAAGGGGCAGCUGCUUCUGUGGCUGUGAGGACUGCCCCAGAGCCAGUAGGUGCUGUGUCCAGGCUACAGAUCCUUGAUUCAUCCAGUGAUGUUGUUCGAGUCACCUGGGUGGGAGUCCCUGGGGCCACAUCCUACAGGCUGGUGUGGGGAAGAAGAGACGGUGGCCCGGAGAGUAGCCGGAUGCUCCCAGGAGACACAGACUCGGCUGAGAUUCGGGGCCUGGAGGGAGGCGUCAGUUACACAGUCCGAGUGACUGCGCUGAUCGGGAACCGCGAGGGGGCGCCUGUGAGCCUCACAGUGACCACACCACCCGUGGCUCCUGUUGCCCCAGGCUCACUUAGGCUCCUGCAGAGUGAGGAGCGGGCGCUCCGCCUGGCUUGGGACCCUGUGCCGGGGGCCGGCGGCUUCCGACUCCGCUGGCGGCCCGAAGGAGGCCCAGAGCAGUCCAGGGUCCUGGGUCCAGAAGUCAGCCACUAUGACCUGGUAGGGUUGGAGCCAGGGACACGAUACCAUGUGACCCUGAGCACCUUGGGUCCUUCUGGAUCAGGAGAGAGCCCACCAGUGACCCUAUCUGCCCAAACUGGGCUUCCCUCCCUCCUUACCACUGACCUUCGUAUUGUGGAGACCUCACUGGAUUCAGUGACAUUGGCCUGGACCCCGGUGCCAGGGACAUCCAGCUACAUUCUGUCUUGGAGACCACUUCCAGGCUCUGGACACACUGCCACUGGGGCUCAGCAGACACUUCCAGGCUCCUUGAACUCCCACAGGGUGUCAGGGCUGGAACCUGGUGUCUCCUACACAUUUUCCUUAAGCCCUGUCCAGGGAAGCAGCCGAGGUCCUGAGACUUCACUCAUUCAGCAUCCUGGAUGCUCACAUGGCCAGGCAGAUGUCGUGUUCCUGAUCCAUGCCACGAGGGACAAUGAGCAUCACUCCGGUGUUGUGAAGUCUGCCCUCAGCCGCCUAGUGUCUGCCCUGGGACCACUUGGGCCAGAUGCUAUGCAGGUCGGGCUUAUGACCUACAGCCACCGGCCCUCUCCCCUGGUCCCCCUGAAUGGCUCCUAUGAUCGAAACUCCAUCCUUCAGCGGAUCCAGGGCAUUCCCUACACAGAUCCAAGCGGGAACAACCUUGGUGUUGCCAUCUCUAUGGCAUACAGGUACCUGCUGUCCCCCAACAGCAGUGGGCGUCGCCCCCAUGUGCCUGGCUUGCUGGUGCUGGUGGUCGAUGGUCCUUCUGGGGACGAUGUCAUCAGUCCCGCUCGAGAGAUCCAGGCUGCAGGGAUCUCUGUACUUGCAUUGGGGCUGCCUGGGGCUCAGCAGGAGCAGCUCAGGCGUCUGGUAUCCGGGGUGGAUCCUGCCCCCGUCUUUAUUGCUGUGGACAAUGCCCGUGGUCUGGAGCAGGCUGUUGGUGGCUUAGCCGCUGCUCUUUGCCAGGCAGCCUCUGGCACCCAGCCGAGGCCUCUGCCCUGCCCAUCACAGUGUCCGAGGGGCCAGAAAGGGGAACCUGGAGAGACUGGCCAGAAAGGACAAGCUGGCCCCCCUGGAGAGCCGGGCAGUAGUGGCCCCCCUGGAGCUCGGGGAUUACCUGGAGGUGGUGAGAAGGGCGAGAGGGGGUUCCCUGGAGUGGAUGGGCGACCAGGCAGCCCUGGUAACCCUGGAAGUCCUGGUCUGACAGGCUCUCCUGGCCGACCUGGCCCUCGAGGGGAAGCGGGGGAACCAGGCCUGCCGGGGCAGAAGGGGGAACCGGGGAAGCCUGGGUCUGUUAUCGGAGGAGGAGCAGGACAGCCGGGCAAGAAAGGGGAGCCAGGUGUCCAGGGACCUCCAGGCCCCCGUGGCUCAGAUGGGAACCCAGGCUUGCCAGGACCCCGAGGAACAUCGAUAAAGGGUGACAAGGGUGAUAGAGGAGAGCCGGGCCUUCCUGGAGUAAGCGGUGGAGGAGUUGGAGGGGGUGAUCCAGGGCUGCCGGGCCUCCCAGGAAAUCCAGGUCCUAUGGGCCCCCCUGGCCUCCCUGGGGAGAAAGGAGACAAGGGUGAAGGCGAAACUGGACUUCCGGGGCUCCCAGGUCGACAAGGGAACCCAGGAGACAGAGGUCCUCGAGGACCACCAGGAGAACCUGGAAGCAAAGGAGACCCGGGCCUACCAGGGUUUUCUGGGGAGGUUGGAGAGAAGGGUGAUCGAGGCCCCCCGGGUCCACCAGGGCUGCAGGGGGAGCCCGGCUUGUCAGGGAGACCUGGGGCUGAGGGCCAAGAGGGACCCCCAGGACCAGCUGGUCGAAGAGGAGAGAAGGGAGAACCUGGGGAGCCUGGAAAACCUGGGCAGAUCUUGGGAUUCGAUGGUACUGGAGUAAAAGGAGAGAAGGGAAAUCUGGGACCAGAGGGACCCAGGGGAAUCCCAGGACCCAAAGGGGAUCGGGGUCUACCUGGAGUUGGUAUUCCUGGGGAUCCUGGCCCCAAAGGGGAGCCUGGAGAGCGAGGUGCCAUUGGCCUCACAGGCAGAGCUGGGCCCAAGGGCGAUGCUGGGGCUUCAGGAGAGAAAGGGGAGUCCGGACGAGCAGGGCCCCCAGGACCCAUUGGCCCUCGAGGGAGAGAUGGUGAACCUGGAGAGAAGGGGGAUGAGGGCCCUGUGGGUGAGACAGGUCUGCCUGGAAAGCCUGGAGACCGGGGUCUUCGGGGGCCCCCAGGCAUUCGGGGCACACCAGGUGAGAAGGGAGACCAAGGUGAUCCUGGAGAGGAUGGACGAAAUGGCAGUCCAGGACCAAUGGGUUUCAAAGGUGAACGUGGAGAACCGGGCCCGCCAGGACCCCCUGGGAGAUCGGUGGGUCCAGAGACUGGAAUUCCAGGGGUUGGAGAGAAAGGAUUGAAGGGGGAUCCUGGUGACCCUGGAGAGGAUGGGCCUCGGGGCCCCAAGGGUGAUGCUGGACCCCCAGGAGCUCCUGGGGAGAGGGGGGCUGAAGGCUUGCGAGGUCCCCCUGGAUCCCGGGGAGAUGCAGGUGACCGGGGCCCUGCUGGGGAGAAGGGUGAGCGGGGAACCCCUGGGUUGGAUGGUCGGAAUGGACUGGAUGGGAAACCAGGAGCAGUAGGAGCCCCUGGACUGAGGGGUGACACUGGCAAAGCUGGGGAGCCUGGAAGAGAUGGACUCCCAGGCCUGAGAGGAGAACAGGGACCUUCUGGGCCUCCUGGUCUUCCUGGAGUGACCGGGAAACCUGGAGAUGAUGGCAAACCGGGGCUGAAUGGGAAAAACGGAGAACCUGGAGACCCUGGAGAAGAUGGGAGGAAGGGUGACAAGGGUGAAGCUGGAGCCCCUGGAAGAGAUGGUCGGGAUGGUUCCAAAGGUGAUCGUGGGGAUGUAGGAAACCCAGGACUACAGGGUCCCCCUGGGCUGCCUGGCCCAGUUGGCCCCCCAGGCCAGGGUUUUCCAGGUGUUGCUGGGAGUCCAGGGCCCAAGGGUGACCGAGGAGAAGCAGGAGCUAGAGGUGAACAGGGACUCCCUGGAGAGCGUGGCCUGAAAGGAGAAUCAGGCUCUGUGACAAACAUAGAGCAAUCCCUGGAGUCCCUUGGCCUCAGGGUGCCUACACUUCGACAAAUUGUGAAAGAAAGCUCAGAGGGCUUCUUUGGCAUCGCUGGCCCAGAUCGAGGCCACAAAGGGGAGCCUGGAGAGCGUGGGCCAGUGGGCAAGGAGGGGCCUGUCGGCUUGACCGGAGAGCGAGGCCCCAAGGGGGACAGAGGAGACACGGGCCCCCCUGGACCUCCAGGCCAUUCUCUUAUCGAGAGGGGAUCGCCUGGUCCCCCGGGUCAGCCUGGGGAACCAGGCAAACCUGGUAUCCCUGGGCUUCCAGGCCGAGCAGGAGAGCUGGGUGAGGCCGGACGACCAGGGGAGAGGGGGGAGCGUGGAGAGAAGGGGGAGCGCGGUGAACAGGGCAGAGACGGCUUACCGGGUCCUCCUGGUCCCCCCGGGCCAAAGGUUGAUGUGGAUGGGGCGAUUCCCGGAGGCCCUGGAGAGCCUGGAGUCCCUGGGCUCAGGGGGGCUAAGGGCGAGCCAGGCAGAGAUGGAGACAGAGGCCCCAAAGGUGACAAGGGAGAGAAUGGAGCCAAGGGUGACCGCGGAGAGGUCGGGGAGAAGGGCCGAGAUGGCAGCCCGGGUCCUUCUGGAGAGCGGGGUCCCCCAGGGCUAGAAGGAAAGCCGGGUCCUCAGGGUGCAAGAGGAGCCCCGGGUCAAGCCGGCAACCAGGGGGACCCAGGACCACAUGGUGUCCCGGGACUUGCCGGCCCCCCAGGACCACAGGGCCCAUCCGGCUUGAAGGGGGAGCCUGGUGAGCCUGGACCACCAGGGCGGGGCCUGCCUGGCCCCCCGGGAGCUGUGGGUCUUCCUGGCCCCCCAGGUUCCUCUGGCCUUGUGGGCCCACAGGGGGCACCAGGUCUACCAGGUCAAGUGGGGGAGACAGGGAAGCCCGGAGUGACAGGCCGGGACGGCAAAGAUGGAGAAAGGGGGGCUCCUGGCGUCCCUGGUCCACCUGGCCUGCCUGGCCCUGUUGGACCCAAGGGGGAGCCUGGAGCUGCAGGACUCCCAGGACAGGCUGUGGUCGGGCCCCCUGGGAUGAAGGGUGAGAAGGGAGCCCCUGGAGGCCUUGCUGGGGACCUAGUAGGAGAACCUGGAUCCAAAGGGGACAGAGGACUUCCUGGGCCUCGAGGAGAGAAGGGUGAGGCCGGACAGCCCGGGGAACCUGGAGACCCUGGAGAAGAUGGCCGGAAAGGUGCACCAGGACUCAGGGGUGAAAAGGGUGCCAUGGGGAUGGGGAUCCAGGGCCCUCCUGGAUCAGAUGGGCCCCCUGGCCUGAAGGGAGACUCGGGCCCUCCAGGUCUUCCUGGACCCCCAGGAACGCCUGGUGUUGUUGGAUUCCCUGGCCAUGCAGGCCCCAGAGGAGAGCCUGGGCAGCCGGGCCCUAGUGGAGAGAGGGGUUUGAUGGGUCCCCCUGGGAAAGAAGGGGCCCCAGGGCCUUCUGGGUUGCCAGGACAGACUGGGGCAGCGGGACCUCCUGGGGCCUUUGGACCCAAAGGAGACAAGGGAGAUCCUGGAGUGGGGCAGCCAGGAGCCCGUGGAGAGAGAGGGGAUCCAGGCAUCCGGGGUGAAAAUGGCCGUCCUGGUCUGGAGGGAGACAGAGGCCCCGCGGGCCCUCCAGGGAAUCGGGGGGAACGAGGGGACAAGGGUGACGCAGGAAUCCCUGGACUGAAGGGUGACAAGGGUGAUACAGCUGUGAUCGAGGGACCUCCUGGGCCUCGAGGCCCCAAGGGAGAGACAGGUGACCGAGGCCUGAGAGGCUUAGAUGGUGACAAAGGUGCCAGAGGAGACAUUGGCCUUCCUGGGGAAAAGGGCAUGAAGGGAGAACUAGGAGACAAAGGCUCUCCUGGAUCACAGGGUGUUCGAGGCCCCAUAGGGCAGAAGGGCGAGGCUGGUGAGCCAGGGAUCCCUGGGGCAUCGGGUCUCUCUGGAAAAGAUGGUAUUCCUGGUGCCCACGGAGAGAAGGGGGAGCCAGGCUUUAUGGGCCCCCGAGGUCUCAAGGGAGAGCGGGGCCUGAAAGGGGCCUGUGGCCAAGACGGGGAGAAGGGAGACAAGGGGGAAGCAGGUCUCCAUGGACGGCCUGGGCUCCCUGGACGGAAAGGAGACAUGGGGGAGAUGGGGCUGCCAGGCCUGUCGGGGCACCCAGGAAAGGAGGGUUUGAUCGGCCCCAAGGGUGACCGAGGAUUUGAUGGCCAGCAAGGACCCAAGGGUGAUCAGGGUGAGAAAGGGGAGCGGGGGGCUCCCGGUGUUGGGGGGAUGCAAGGCCCCAGAGGCAAUGAUGGAGCCUCUGGACCCCCUGGGCCUCCAGGCAGCAUCGGCCCUAAAGGUCCUGAAGGUAUUCAGGGGCAAAAGGGGGAGAGGGGUCCCCCCGGGGAGAGUGUGGUUGGUGCCCGAGGGGCCCCCGGAAUUCCAGGAGAGCGAGGGGAGCAGGGGAAUGCAGGUCCUGUGGGCCCCCGAGGAGAGAAGGGGGAGGCAUCUAUGACGGAAUCUGACAUCCGGAGCUUCAUUCGGCAGGAGAUGAGUCAGCAUUGUGCCUGUGGGGGUCAGUUUAUCUCAUCAGGAUCAAGACCCCUUCCCAGUUACUCUGCCGACACCCCAGCCGCUGGCCACUGGCCCCACCCGGUACCUGUGCUGAGGCUCUCCCACGCGGAAGAGGAAGGGCCGGGGCCUCCAGAAGAUGAUGAGUACUCCCUGGAAGAUUAUGAGGACAUGGAGGGUGAUCUUACUGAGGAGCCCUGGACUCAUGGAGAUGGUUUGUGUUCUCUGCCAAUGGAUGAAGGCUCUUGCUCCAACUACACCCUACGCUGGUAUCACCGCCCUGGCAGGGGCUGUCAUCCCUUUGUAUUUGGUGGCUGUGAGGGCAAUGCCAACCGCUUCAGUUCCCGUGAGGACUGUGAACGACAAUGUCUACCCCAUGGAGGCCCAGGUGCUCCCCGUGCCUCUCAGAGUUGAGGUGUCAGAAUGGACAGAGUGCCUGCCCCUCUGCUGAGGGGGAGUGAGUGCUGACCCCUGGAGGAGUCACUGGGGGCUGCAGAAGGGCUUGGGACCCUCCCCCUCCCCUUCCUCGUCUCCCCGACCCUGUAUCUCCCUCAGAUGGGGCCGGAUGGGAACUUGGUGCUACACGGGUGUGUGUGUGUGUGUGUUUGUCAAUUUUCAUGAAAUUGUAUCCAGCAAAAGGGCCGAGGGGUCUGCCUGGUGCCCCUCCUUCCAGAAUUCUGCCUCCCCCCUCAGUUCCUGCCCCUGUCCUCCAGGUCCAGAUGAUUUAGGGGACAAGGGCAGGUGGUGCUAACAGAGCUGACCUCCAAUGGACUGUCUGGGUGUCUGGCCCCUGCUUCACUGCUGGCUCUGAUGGUGCUGACCCGGGUCAAGGACAAGGGGACAUGGGGAAGGGGUAGCUCUCCCAUUGGCUCCACUCCGCCUCUUUGGUCCCAGAUUGGGGUAUGUUUGGGAAUCA